Molecule: messenger RNA, 619 nt
Organism: Neogale vison (American mink)
Lineage: Eukaryota; Metazoa; Chordata; Mammalia; Carnivora; Mustelidae
Product: interleukin-1 receptor accessory protein-like 1
Exons: 5
Coding region: 2-619 (205 amino acids)
Biological process (GO): negative regulation of exocytosis
Source: RefSeq, a predicted model, not a curated record
UAUGAAAGUAUCCAUCUCGCUGACAGUGGGUGAAAAUGACACCGGACUCUGCUACAAUUCCAAAAUGAAAUACUUUGACAAAGCUGAACUUAGCAAAAGCAAGGAAAUUUCAUGCCGUGACAUCGAAGAUUUUUUACUACCAACCAGAGAACCUGAAAUCCUAUGGUAUAAGGAAUGUAGGACAAAAACAUGGAGGCCAAGUAUUGUCUUCAAAAGAGAUACAUUGCUUAUAAGAGAAGUCAGAGAAGAUGACAUCGGAAAUUACACCUGUGAAUUAAAAUAUGGAGGCUUUGUUGUGAGACGAACUACUGAAUUAACUGUUACAGCCCCUCUGACUGAUAAGCCACCUAAGCUUUUGUAUCCUAUGGAAAGUAAACUGACAAUUCAGGAGACUCAGCUGGUUGAUUUGAAUAAACUACUCUGUUACUGUUGUUACUGCAGUAGUAUUGGAGUAGGGGAGCAGAUCAUCACAAAGGGCUUGAAAAAAGCUGUCAGUUCAACAGGGUCAAAUGUGUUACAUCCUAAGGAAGGGGGAUUGAGUGAAAUUUCACGUGGUGGGAGUCAGGAGGGUGGCCAGUACCAGCGAUGGAGAGCCUCUAAGUGGUACCUACUUUUAUGA